Dentiscutata erythropus is the source of this 370-nucleotide messenger RNA. The record is from the annotation of a GenBank genome assembly. NCBI's taxonomy places the organism in Eukaryota, Fungi, Glomeromycota, Glomeromycetes, Diversisporales, Gigasporaceae.
AUGACGAAUGACCGUUUUUAUAGAAUUUGGAGAAGGCAAGAAGUUGGUAUGAUAGAAUGGUAUCGGCCUGUAUCAAAUGAGUCGAAGACUCGAAGCUCAGCUUCUUCAAUAGCAUCCCUAAAUCAGAAUUUAUCUAUACCUAAAUCGCACUUACCAAAUAUUGACCAAGCUAGUAUAGUUGAAAAUUCUAAUGGUCAGACUUCAGCGUUUGAAACGCAUCAAAUUAACAAGGAUCAUGGUUCUUCAAACCUACAUCUAGAUUCUAAUGUUACUUCUGAUAAGCGGGUUAAAAAUAGAAAACUGAGAUCUAAAUCUGUUCAAAUUUCUGACUUACCUAAUAACGGAGCUAGUGCCAGUAGCAGAGCCACGA